AUGAGACUGCUGGUCCUGUGGGGACUGCUGCCCCUGUUGGCCUACUCACACCCUUUGGGACGGACCUCUACCGAUGAUGACCUGGCUCAGAUCAAGUCCUUGCUGGAGCGCUUUGAGGAGACCAUGUCCCAGCUGGCCCAGGAGCAAGACUCUGAACCAGACUACGGCGCGGCCAACCGGGAAGCGUUGUGGGACGUGGAGCAGCAGGACCGAGACCGGGACCCCGUGACGCCGGACCGAGCCUCGCCGCUCUCUGAAGCCCAGAGCCGGGCCAUGAGUCAGAGGAGCCGCCUCAUGGACCUCCUGCUGAGCGCCAGGAAGCGCACGUCAGGCUGCUUCGGCGCCAGGAUGGACCGCAUCGGCAACGCCAGCGGUCUGGGCUGCAACAACGCCAAAGGUCAACACUAA
Nerophis lumbriciformis (worm pipefish) is the source of this 408-nucleotide messenger RNA. RefSeq names its product natriuretic peptide A (gene nppa). Gene Ontology annotation, cellular component: cytoplasm; extracellular region. Gene Ontology annotation, biological process: negative regulation of systemic arterial blood pressure; neuropeptide signaling pathway; receptor guanylyl cyclase signaling pathway. Lineage: Eukaryota; Metazoa; Chordata; Actinopteri; Syngnathiformes; Syngnathidae. Gene Ontology annotation, molecular function: hormone activity; hormone receptor binding. The record is from RefSeq and is a predicted model, not a curated record.